Harpegnathos saltator (Jerdon's jumping ant) is the source of this 13706-nucleotide messenger RNA. It is a transcript of the gene Hml, whose product is annotated as hemolectin. Bases 581 to 12523 code for a protein of 3980 amino acids. The record is from RefSeq and is a predicted model, not a curated record. The transcript is spliced from 27 exons. Lineage: Eukaryota; Metazoa; Arthropoda; Insecta; Hymenoptera; Formicidae. Gene Ontology annotation, molecular function: protein binding; chitin binding. Gene Ontology annotation, cellular component: extracellular region; extracellular matrix.
UAUAUAUGUGUGUGUGUAUAUCAUGUAAUUUAUUUUGUCUGCUACAAAUUAAUUUGAUCGUGCACUGCGCAUUAUGUGUGUGUCAUUAAUAGGAAAUGGUUGAUAACUACUUCCUUUGUUAUUUCAGACGCGCAUUAUCAAGCUAAUUAGAAGCUAAUUAACGUCUAUAGCGAAAAUGAUAAGUUAAUCUCUCUUUCUCGAAACAUUUUCGCAUGCCUGUUGUAGUUCAUAUAAUGUUACUUAAAUAUCGAUAUAAAUAUAAUUAUAAACGUAUGACCGCGCACGAUAGAAACGUAUAUGAGUUGUUUUCACAGAUACAUGCACUAUAUACAAAUAAUUUAUGCAUUAUACAAAUGUUUAAUCCGUUGGCCUACUUUUCAUCUUUCUCAUUUAUCAAGUAGAACCUGAAUUUAUCACUUAUCCGUUUCCUUUUAAAAGCAGAUAUAUAAAAGCAACGUGCUAAGCGCCCUUCUCGUUAAAAGUGUUAUUUGGCCAGUAGCAGAAGGUCUUGUUGGAAAUACAAAUGUGAAGCAACUUUUUAGGCACGUGGACACUCGUAAAAUUGUAGCACACUUUUAACAUGGUGCUGUUACAGAAACUCGGUUGUUUAUUCUUAUCGAUUAUCGUUACGAGCAAUAUAUUAUGUGGAUAUGGAUACUCGAAGACACAAGAAAUAAAAGAAACGGAGGAUAUGGUAAAUGAUGCUGCAAACACAUCAGCUAACGUUAAUUUUUAUAACGUUAAGAGUCGCAAAGGUAGUGGAAGACGUGUAUUCGCGGGAGGCUGUACUCGUAUACCGAAUACACCUGUAAAUGGUAGAAUUGCGUGCUCUACGAACAGUGGCUGCAUUGCAAGUUGCGCGCCAGACUACAAAUUUCCAAAUGGAGCACGUCAAUUGACGGUUACUUGCAUCGAUAAAGAAUGGCAUAUUCGAGGGACCGAAUGGAGUUCGAUACCGCAUUGUGAACCGAUUUGCAUGCCUGAAUGUCAAAAUAACGGGAUAUGCAUUGCGCCUCACCAGUGUGACUGUCCUCAGCAUUUUGCUGGCCCCCAGUGUCAAUUCGAGGAUAAACCAUGCUUGAAUCAUCUGCCGCCAGCACUUAAUUCUUAUAGGAAAUGUAGUUCGAAUUUAUGCACCAUAUCUUGCAUGAAAAACUUUACCUUUCCCGAUGGUUCUUCCGUUGCCAAUUUGAUCUGUAAGAAUGGGAGCUGGAAGCCAACUAGAGACGAUUGGGUAUCAAUUCCAGAUUGCGAACCCGUGUGUAAUCCACACUGUCAGAACGGUGGAAUUUGUUUGCCGAUGAAUCUAUGCCAAUGUCCGCAAAAUUAUCGAGGGGCUCAAUGUCAAUAUUCUGCUGACGCCUGCGAAGCAAAGAACUUACGCUUCAAUGGCGGUUACGAUUGCACCGACUCCGGCGACAAGUUUUCAUGUACGUUGAAUUGUCCGACGGAAUCGCAGUUCGAAUUUUCACCUGCCGUAACAUACACUUGCACCUAUGACACGGGCAUCUUUAAACCGCAGCCGAUACCGCAGUGCAAGAUGAAUUAUAACUCGAAGAUUGUCUCGCGCGAUACUUCUUACAAUACAUACGAACGAGAAAUUAAUCACUCCUGGACAUCACAAGAUUUCUUCAGCGGCACAACAAAAAGUUUGCCAGAGUUUCAUAAUGUUGAUGACAACAGCAUGACUUUGAAUACGAUGAUCGUCAAGGCUAAUCCAUCCACAAAACCAAAAAUAUGCUUCACCUGGGGCGGUGCACACUACAAGACCUUUGACGACAAGAUCUACAGCUUCGACAGCAACUGCCCGCAUGUGUUUUUCCGGGAGACACAGGAUGACGUCUGUACGAUCUUGACACUGAAUACUCCAGGUUGCAAAACAACGAAUGGCCGUUGCUUCAAAAUUGUGAAGCUGUUCGUAGACGACAAGGAGUACACAUUGGCCAACGACGAAACGGGUCUACCGACAUUUUCUAGUAAGAAACGGCUGCUACCUAUACCGGCGUACUUACCCGGAUUACGUGUGGACAAAUCUGCACACUUCAUCCUCGUUUCCCUCGAUUCGCUGGGUAUAAAGCUGAAGUGGGAUGGAUCCAUGCUGUUGCAAAUCGAAGCCUCCGAGAAUAUGUGGAACAAAACAGCCGGUCUAUGCGGUACGAUAAACGAUGAUCCAGGGGAUGAUUUCUUGACUAAGAGCGGUACUCGUACUAAAAAUAUCGGUACCUUGGCAGAUUCUUGGCGAGUCGACAACAUCGAAGAAACAUGCGACGAACCUUCGAAAACGCAACAUGCAUGCGAAGUGAAAAAUGAGUUCGCCCAAGACGCUUUGAACUUCUGCACCGAGCUACUUUUCAAUCGUAAAUUCAAGCCUUGCGCUCAUACGAUAAAAAUUUCUAAGCUGAUAGAGGCAUGUGUAUGGGAUUAUUGCGCGUGUAGAGACAGUGACAGAAGGAAAUGUUCCUGCAAUACCAUGGACGUCUAUAUGCGCCAGUGCAUUCACAAGGGAGUUGUAGUGUCAACUGCGUGGAGAAACAACGACACUUGUCCGAUUUCCUGCAAGAAUGGACGAAUAUACAUGUCAUGCGGACCGAAGGUGGAAGCAUCCUGUUCUUCCGGUCUCGAGCCGAAGAGCGAAAGUCCUGAAUGCGAGGAAGGUUGUUUCUGUCCGGCAGGCACUCUGGAGCACCAAGGUGGAUGCAUCAUACCGGAUCAAUGUCCGUGUAAAUUGAGGGGCAAACUGUUCGAGCCAGGAACGAGCGUGCCGAAGGGUUGCAAUACUUGUACCUGCACUGCUGGAAAAUGGAUAUGCACGCAGGUGCAAUGUAGCGCUAGAUGCUCUGUCUUGGGGGAUCCUCAUUAUACUACCUUCGAUAGCAAGCACUACAAUUUCAUGGGAAAAUGCAAAUACUAUUUGAUGAAGGGAGAAAACUACACGAUCGAAACUGAAAAUGUCCAAUGUUCCGGGGCGAUAUCCGAGAGCAUGGGUUUCGUCCCCGUGGAUUCCCCAUCGUGUACCAAGGCUGUUACAAUCCGUCUUGGGAAUACUUUUAUAAAAUUGAAGCAAAAUCGUCAGAUUACAGUGAACGGCGACGAAGUGACGAAAUUCCCGAUGCAGAUUGACGGUGCUCGAAUACGACUCGCGAGCAGUAUAUUCCUGGCGAUUAAUUUACCCAAUGAUUUGGAGGUAUGGUGGGACGGUAUGGCACGCGUUUAUAUCAAUGCUCCGGCAAAGUUCCACGGUCAAACAAAAGGACUCUGUGGAACAUUUUCUGGAAAUCAAAAGGACGAUUUUGUAACACCCGACGGUGACGUUGAAACCACGGUGAUUGCCUUCGCGAAUAAAUGGAAAGUGAACAAAUAUUGCAUCGACGAAUCCGUGAACGAGCCGAAGCAUCCCUGCGAGUUGAAUCCUCAAAAACGAGCAGCAGCGGAGGAAUACUGUUCCAAAAUACACACCGAUAUUUUUUCAGGGUGCCAUUGGCACGUUGAUCCGACGGAGUUUUACCGGGAUUGCAUGUACGAUAUGUGCGCAUGUGAUACCGAUGUUAAAUCGUGCCUUUGUCCGAUGUUAGCUGCGUACGCGAAGGAUUGUGCGGCGCUAGGCGUGAAACUUUCGUGGCGUUUGGAAAUUGACGAGUGCAAGGUUCAUUGCAGCGGCGGUCAGACCUAUCAGAUCUGUGGAAAUAGCUGCACGAGGUCGUGCGAGGACAUAUCUUUUUACCAGGACUGCAAACAAGAGUGCGCAGAGGGAUGCAAUUGCCCCGAAGGUCAAACACUAGAUGCGAACGGCGAGUGCAUCCCGAUCGCUGAGUGUUCCUGCACACACGCGGGUCGCAAGUACAAGUCUAAUCAUCGGGAAGUAAGGCCGGGUAAUAAGGGACAAGAAUAUUGUACUUGCAUAGGCGGUGUAUGGGACUGCCGUUCAGCAACACCGCAAGAAAUUCGAGAUUAUCCAUCGAUGACGGGGCUACUCUCUACCUGCGUCAGCAGCAAGCAUCUCGAGGUGACGGAUUGCGAGCCGGUGGAACGGAGAACUUGCAGCAACAUGCACAUACCGGUGGACGAGCGUAGUCCAGCAGUGUGCACGUCCGGUUGCAUCUGCGAGGCCGGAUACGUCCUAGACGUGCCGAACGGCAUUUGCAUCCCGGAGAAAGACUGCCCGUGUCAUCACGGUGGAAAGAGUUACAAAGAAGGCUCGGUCAUUCAAGCUGAAUGUAACACUUGCACGUGCGAGGGCACCAAGUGGAAAUGUACGGAUAGAAUAUGCGCAGGAGUCUGUUCUGUAUGGGGCGACUCGCACUACAAGACGUUCGACGGUAAGAUGUACGAUUUCCAAGGUAUAUGCGAUUACAUUCUGGUAAAGAGCAAGAUGAGUAAGGAGGAGUCGUUCGACAUCUCGAUUCAGAAUGUACCGUGCGGUACGAACGGCGUCGCAUGCUCGAAAUCGAUCACACUCUUAGUGGGAAACGGUGAACAGCGAGAAGAACUCGUCCUAACGAAGGGGAAGAAGAUACCGGAAGGGCCCUUCAAAAGGAUGACAAUCAGGACCGCUGAGCUCUUCGUGUUUGUCGAUGUACCAGACUUGAGAUUGGUGUUGCAGUGGGAUAAAGGCACCAGAGCUUACGUGAGAUUAGAUCCGGAAUGGAAGGGCCGUACGAUGGGCCUGUGCGGCGAUUACAACGAUAACGCCGAGGACGACUUCAAAACACCGUCCGGCGGUAUAUCCGAAGCCUCCGUCAACUUGUUCGGUGACUCGUGGAAGAAGGACACGUUCUGCCCGGAACCGAAGGACGUCCCGGACGCGUGCGAGCAGCACCCGGGGCGCAAGCUGUGGUCGCUACGACGGUGCAGCGUGCUGAAAUCAUCGGUGUUCUCACCGUGUCACUCGGAAGUCGAGGUCGAACCGUACGUGCGUAACUGUAUCUUCGAUACGUGCAGCUGCGACUCCGGCGGCGACUGCGAAUGCCUGUGCACAGCGUUGGCCGCGUACGCGUACGAGUGCAAUGUGAAGGGUGUGCCGGUGAAGUGGCGUACGCAGGAACUCUGCCCGUUGCAAUGUAACGAGGAGCUGAGCACAUAUUCGCCUUGCAUCUCGACAUGCCCGCGCGAGACGUGCGACAACCUGAUGACUGUGAGGGACGGCUCUCACUUGUGCGCCGAGGACACGUGCGUCGAGGGCUGCCAAUUUAGGCCGUGUCCGGAGGGCCAGGUGUAUCGGAACGCUACCUACACGGAAUGCACACCGAGGUCGACGUGCAGGACGCCGUUUUGCGCAGAGAUCGACGGAGUGACAUACCACGAGGGUGAUCGAGCCGGAGGUGACGAUUGUCAGAGCUGUUUCUGCAGUCGCGGUAAGGUGACAUGCAAAGGAGAACCUUGCACCACUAGCCUCACCGGCAGGCCCGUCACUGUGCCCCAGGUAGAGUCGCAGAGAUGCGUAGACGGGUGGUCCAAAUGGAUCAACAAGGACACAGCGGUGUAUAAGGAGGAAAUAGACGCGGAGCCAUUGCCGGACUUGAUGGACCUCGAUAACACCAACGGAUUCGCGAUGUGCGACAGGGAACAUAUGGUCGAUAUAAGAUGCAGGUCCGUGAUGCAGCACCUGAGCCCGAAACAGAGCGGUCUGGACGUGGAGUGCAGUCUGGAGCGCGGUCUGUACUGUCGGCCGACUUCGGGUUCGCCUUGCAUAGAUUUCGAGAUCAGCGUGUUGUGUCGCUGUUCCAGCGACGAAACGACGAUGGAGCCACCGACGGUGUAUGACCACCGAGGCACGACGACGCAAGUUAGUACGAACAAAACGAGCGAAACGUGCGAUACGGCGCGCCCCAAUUCACCGCAUCCGACCGACUGUCGGUUGUUCUAUCACUGCGUGCCCACGGUGACCGGUCAUGGACCGGCGGAGUUGAUCGAGAAGUCGUGCGGUCCUGGCACUCUGUACGAUGUGAAGGCGCAGGUGUGCAACCUGCCUGCAGAAGUCCUGCGGACACGACCAGAGUGCUCGGUCGAGCAAGCUACGCUGAGUAAGAGCGAAUGGAGCACGACCAACCGUGCCGGGAUUGAGAGCAGCGCGACGAUACCAACGACAUCGGUGAAGAAGACGGUGUCGACUGAGAAGGCGUGCCAAGACGGCGAGACAUGGAGCGAGUGCGCCAUUCGGUGCACAAAGGCGUGUCAUUAUUACCGUUACAGCCUGACGUCGCGAGGUCACUGCAACGAGGGUGCAGACUGCGUCGCUGGAUGCGUAUCGGUCGAGCGGCCGACGUGCUCCCCGCACAGAUAUUGGAGAGACAGCGUCACCUGCGUGGGCGCGGACGAAUGCCCAUGCGAGUCUCACGAUGGGAGCUUGGUCGCGCCCGGUGCCGUCAGGAAGGAGUCCGAUUGCGACACUUGCCAGUGCAUCAACAAUUAUUACACCUGCGACCGCGCGUCGUUCUGCGGCAACGCGACCACGAGCUACGAAGAACGGCCGCUCGGCGGAACGUCCGGCAUGCCAAGUCAAGCCGUUACCGUCGAGCAACUGCCCGAGUUCACCGAGUCGCCGGAGUAUUAUGAGUGGAGUGUCACGUCGCCGGUCGAGGAAUACACGUUUCUUCUGCACAGCACAGUUUCGCCGCCCGCGGACUGCGACGAGGUGCACUACGUGCCGCUGAUACUGAGCCAGCUCGAGAAAGUGAUCGUCCACGCUAGCAGCAGCAAAUUCCCUGUGCUUCGGCCCGAGAAUCUAUCCGUGCACGCGCCGGGUACCUCAUCGCCCGAGAUCGGCUCCUGGGAAGCAAAAGUGAACGACGCGCGUCAGUGGCUGGCCAUUGAGUUCGAUAGACUCGAGCCAGUUUACGGCGUGAUACUGCAAGGUGCCGUGACCGAGGAUAAAUUCGUCACCAGUUACAAGGUGCUCUUCUCGGAGGACGGUCAGACCUUCUCGCACAUGCUCGACCGUGAGAAGCGACCGCGUGUGUUCAGAGGACCCAUCGACAGAAGCCAGUCCGUAAAACAGAUAUUUGACCAACCCAUCGAAGCGAAGACGAUACGCAUCGAACCGUUGACAUGGCACAACGGGAUAGCGGUCAGGGCGGACGUGUUGGGAUGUCGGGAUCGCACGAUGACGUCCAUACGGACGUCCACGGAGCUUCCUAUCGUGGUGAAGACUACAGUCUCCGAGAAGUCCACGGCGAAGCCGGUGUGCGACGAUCCGAUGGGAUUGGACAACAACUCGAUGACCAUCGGGCAGGUUUCGGUGUCGAGUUCUCCGCAGCUGACUCAGCACCUUCCGUUAUCCUCGGCAAGUGCGUGGCGUCCGGCUUUGGACAAUCCGCAUCAGUACGUCCAGUUUGACUUUCUGGAGCCUCGAAACUUGACCGGAGUCACAACGAAGGGAGGCGACGGUGCUUGGACGACCGCUUACAAGAUAUUCUACAGCAACGACAAGCAUCACUGGAAUCCGAUCAUCGACGAGGACGGUAACGUGAGGGAGUUUCUCGGCAAUUUCGACGCUCAGAGCCUGAAGACUAAUUUGUUCGAGAAACCGUUGCGCGCGAGGUACAUGAAGCUACAACCUACCAAAUGGCACGAGCACGUUGCGUUGAAGGCCGAACCCCUCGGUUGUUACUCGGCGUACCCGCCCACGUCGUCAGAGACAUCCGAAUCGACGAGUCCGUCGUCGUUGGAGCGUUGGAGGUGCAACGUGUGCGACGGAAUCGAACGGAUGCCAAACGACGAGGGAUGCAGGUGCAAGGAUCCCUACUGGUGGGACAGCGAAUCGUGCGUACCGAAGCGAGAAUGCCCCUGCAUAGUCGGGCAUGUGUCUUACGCGGUAGGCUCAAUCUACAGAACCGAGGAUUGUCAGGAGUGUGUCUGCACUAUGGGCGGAACAGCCGCUUGUAUGCCGAGAAAAUGCGAGCCAUGCGGAGAACCGGGUAUGCGGUCGGUCGUCAGUGAAUUGUGCACCUGUUUGUGCAAGCCUUGCCCGGCAGGAACCAGGCACUGUCCUACGAGCGACGUGUGCAUCAACGAAGCAGCGUGGUGCAACGGCGUGCAGGAUUGUCCAGACGACGAGAUGGAUUGCGAGCAAAUCCACGCCGUGACGGUGAUUAAAUCAGAGGCGACUCCGAGGCCGACCGAGAUUAGCCCGUCAUUGUGCGAAGAGCCGUCGUGUCCUCCGGAUUACAGGAUAGUCUUCGCGUCGUCCCAACGCGACGAAUCGUUACGUGACAAUGUUAAAGGCUACUCGAAGAGGAGGAUGAAGCCCUCCGCAGUCAAGGGUUCCAGUCAGAGGAAGGUCAAGGAACACAGGAGACCACCGCCGAUUGUGUUCCGCAAUCACCCGACGAAAGACACACAUCAACAUCAAUCGUCGACAGCGGAGAACGUUCAAUGUCCCGAGUUCACCUGCGCGCCCACGAAAUUCCCGCCCAUUCAUCCCGGUUCAGGCAAGAGGCCGGAAAAGUGUCCGGAGGCGUCGUGCCCGCCGAACUACGAGAUUGUCUACGAGAAGAUGAGCAUGUACAAGUUACACAAGUGUCCUAAAUACGCCUGUAGACCGCCGAUGCCGGAGGUGGCGCACUGUAACAUCACCGGGCGGACCCUCAACACGUUCGACAAUCUGGAAUACAAGUAUGACGUCUGCGAUCACAUAUUGGCCCGCGACAUGUACGGCAACAAGUGGUACGUCACCCUGGAAGAACGGUGCGACUCACCCGGCCGACCGUGCAUGCGAGUCUUGGUGGUGGUGCUAAACAAUCGCGCAAUCGUGUUAUAUCCGGACUUGCACAUGGACGUCGAUGCGUACAGCUUCACGGCCGGGCAAGUCGCGCGCCUCGGCAAUCGUUUCCCUGACUUCAGGCUGUCUCGCAUGGGCGACAGUAUCGUCCUGCUGCUCUCGCAUCAGGGCUUCUGGGUCACCUGGGACUCCGCCGCGAACGCGAAGAUCAGCGUCGUUUCGAAGUUGGCAGGUAGAAUAGACGGUUUGUGCGGAUACUACGACGGCAAUAUCGCGAACGACCGGCAGACACCGGAGGGCAAACAAGCAAGUAGCACCGUUCAAUUCGGUGACAGCUGGAUGACCGAGGGCGCAACGCUAGCUUGCGACUCGCAGGUAUGUCCGCGUGACGUUCAAGGGCAAGCCUGGACGAUCUGCAACUCCGUAAGAAGCCCGACGCUGAUGGACGCGUGCUCCGCGGUAGUCGACACCGACAGAUUCGUGUCCCGCUGCGUGGAGAACUCGUGCACGUGCUUGCGCGGCAACAGCUCCUACGAGGACUGCCGAUGUCGUCUGCUGACGAGCUUCGUCAGCGAAUGCGAGGCAGCCGUGCCCGGUGCUGACUUGUCCGAUUGGAGGAGGAUUCACGAUUGUCCGGCCAGCUGUCCGCCGCCGUUCGUUCAUCGAGACUGUUACCGUAACAAAUGCGAGCUCACCUGCGACAAUCUGCACGAGCUGGAGCCGUGUCCGACGAUGCGGGGCGUGUGCUUCCCCGGCUGCUUCUGCCCGGAGGGCUUGGUGCGCCAGAACGACAAGUGCGUACCGCCGGUGCAGUGUCGGGAUUGCGUAUGCGACAGCCUCGGUGACUCCAAGUUCAUCAGCUUCGAUCGCAAGGACUUCAGUUUCAUCGGGAACUGCACCUACAUUCUGUCCAGGAACGUCGCAGCCGACGCGAAAGGUUGGGACGGGCCUCACGCGUAUCAGAUUCUAAUCAGUAACGGGAACUGCGCUCUCGGCGCGUGCACAGAGGCCGUUACGCUUCUUCACGCAAAGCACACGGUGCGAAUAGAGCGUGCGGAUCUCGGAUCGAAGGAGCUGCGAAUCUCCGUCGACGACUCCCGAAUAGCCGAAUUCCCAUACAAUCGCACGUGGAUCACGUUGGAUCACGAGACGACCGCGAGAGACGUAUCUCUGUUGCUGCCGGCCAUCCAGCUGGAGCUCGUCGUCUUCCGGCAGAACUUUGCGUUCACCCUCAAGCUCCCGUCGCACAUCUUCGACGACGCUACCGAGGGUCUCUGCGGCAGCUGCAAUGCCGAUACCGAGGCUGGUUUCAGGAAGCGCGACGGCGGGAUUACCGAUAACGUCGAACAGUUCGGUCAAUCUUGGCUGGCUGACGAUCCGUCGAUGGAGUCGAGCUUGAAUGAUGAAACAUGCUCCGGUGAUGAGCGGCGAGUACGAUGCGCGCCUCCACCAGCAGAUCAGGAUGUUUGUAGAAAGCUCUUGGAUUUAGUCGAGUUCCAGCGGUGCCACAGUAUCGUCGAUCCGAAACCAUACUUGGACUGCUGUCACGACGCGUUAUGCAUCGGUGGAAACUACUGCGACAGUUUGGAGAUGUAUGCGAGGAAGUGUUCGGAUGUUGCUUUGUGCCCAGCUUGGAGAACCGACGACAUUUGUCCGUACGAAUGUCCUAGAGAUCUCGUCUAUCAACCAUGCGUUGUUGGUUGCAAAGAAACGUGCGAUACUCCGAGCGACGAAAAGUGCUCAUCCGAUCUUGUCGAGGGAUGCUUCUGCCCGAAGGACUACGUAUUUCACAAUGAUACCUGCGUACCAAGGAAGAACUGUCAUUACUGCGACAAAGACGGUCAUGUGAAAGGUGACGUUUGGCAUCCGGACAUAUGUACCGAAUGUAAAUGCGACGAUGGAGUUGUGAAUUGCCGGAAAACGGAGUGUCCUCUGUUGGACACGAUCUGUGAGGAGAACAUGACGCCCGUGCUUGUCAACGAGACUCGGGAAAAAUGUUGCGCCAAGUAUCUGUGUGUGUCGAAGCCUACAGCACCCGUAGUGUGCGUCGAGCCGCAGGAACCCGAGUGCGGCUUCGGUCAGAUCACAAAGACUAUUACCGGCACUGAUGGAUGUUACAAAAUCAUUUGUCAAUGUCUGCCUGAGAACGAAUGCCCCGUUGUCGAGGAUCUUACGAAUGAGAUUGAACUGGAGCCCGGUUUCGUGCAAGUAACGAAUACAUCCGGUUGCUGUCCGCGAUCGGCCAAAGUAUGCGAUCCGAGAACUUGUCCUUCAGCGCCUGACUGUCCAGAGUAUUACAACUUAACGACGACCACACGCACGGACAGUUGCUGCCCCAGUUAUGAAUGCGUACCUCCGAGGGAUAUUUGUCUGUACACAAGUGACGAAGAUCGAAGAUCGCACGAAGAUGGUACGAACGUAACAGCGAGAAAAAUUGGGGAAGAAUGGAAAGAUGGCAAAUGCAAGACGUGUAUAUGCGAGAAUUUAUACGAUGGUCCCAAAUCGAACUGUAUGAUUACGGAAUGUCCAAGUAUGUACGAGCAUCCUGAUGCAAACGACUAUGUAUGGAAGGAAAUACUAUUGGAUGACAAAUGCUGUCCAGUCUUUGAGCGUAGCGCUUGUAAAGAUGAAGACAAAAUCUAUAAUAUCGGCGAAAGUUGGAAACCCAAUGUUAAAGACGCUUGUGUCACGAUGGAAUGUAACCAACAAUCGGGCAGCAUCCAGAAGCAGGUCAAGGUCCAAGAAUGCAAUGUUGUAUGCGAUUUCGGUUAUAAAUAUCAACAGGCCAACGACACCACGGUUGAUUGCUGCGGGAAAUGCGUUCAAACCGCGUGUAUAGUAGAAGGCAUACUUAAGGAUGUAGGAGAAGAAUGGCAGUCGGGCGAUCAUUGCGUGACAUACUCUUGUGACUCCACGAGUGGAAGCGUGUACGUACGAGCGAGUACUAAAACUUGCCCAGAGAUUGACCCGGAAUUGAAAUCGGAAUUUGACGUAGAGACUCGCAAAGUUCGAGGCGAGUGUUGCCCAGAGAUUGUCAAAACGGCUUGUCGCAGUAAUGGGAAGAUAUAUCAGCCUGGGCAGAAGUGGAAAUCUCUCGUAAAUAGUUGUGUCACCGAGACUUGCACAACAGGCCCGAACAUAACGAAGCAUAAGGAAACUGAAGUGUGUUUAAAGCAGUGUGCUCAAGGAUGGUCAUACCAAGAACCCGAAGAAGGCAAAUGUUGCGGGGAGUGUAAGCAAACAUAUUGUGUAUAUGAAGAUACUUUAUACGCCCCUGAUAUGACAUGGUCAUCUGACGACAACUGCACCACUUAUAGUUGCUUAAGAGUGAACGAACAGCUAUCCGUUAGCGUGAGUCCAGCCGUUUGUCCCGAUAUAAAAGAUUGUCCUGAAGAAGCAAUAUAUAGUGACGAAUGUUGCAAACGAUGUAAACUGUCUGUUCUUGAUAAAUUGGCAGAGAAGAGCGAAUGCAAAUCAACUGUGAUGGACGCAAAGAGCACCUUAGGUAUACUAAUUGUGAAUCAUCCAUUAUAUGGAAUAUGUAAAAAUUUGAAUCUUAUCGAGGGUAUCAAACAGUGCAACGGAACAUGCAAAUCUUCCGCAUACUUCGAUAUUAAACACUGGAGAGAAGUGAAUGAUUGUCAAUGCUGUCAAGCAGAAGGGCAUACUGGCAUCAUCGUCGACUUAAUAUGCACAGAUGGUACAAGGUUGAAGAAGCAACUGGCAGUGCCAACUUCUUGUUCCUGCAAAAGUUGUGCUCUUUCAGACAUGAGAAAGGAAGAUAGAGAAACAAAGACCAAAGGUUAAUUUAUAAAAACUUUGAUUACUCUUCUUCGUUUGUGUAUUUCGAACGAUCAAAUAUUCUUGUAAUGUGAGAUAUGUUACAAAUAUAUAGAUUAUUACAAAUAAUUCUUCUGUAAUUUCUCAUUCAUGCUUCAUGCGGAUGAAGAAUUUAUAUUUCACGCGUUACUGUUUAUAAUCGUAUAUUAUACCUAUAAUCGUAAAUCGUACAUUUAUAGGAAUGUAUAAAUCAGGAUACAAAUAAUGUCGAAAUUUAAUAUAAGUUUGUUUAAUUCCGGAUAUUUUCGGAAUAAUAUCCGGAUAAAUGAAAGAUCGCAUAUAAACGACAUGUUAUGUAAUUUAAAAGAAUAAAAUUUUCUCCAUAUUUCAUACAUAUGCGUAUUGCUAUUAAGGAAUUCAAACAUCUCAAUACUGAAAAAACAACAGUGUGCAAAUGUAUUUAUAGAAUUACAUAAAAAGAGGAUGGAACAAUAUAUUCAUCUGUUAGAAUGUUGAUUACUGCUUACAAAUAUCUACUUGUAGAUAUAGUUCUUUGUUGGAAGAAAGGGGCUAAUUGCUGGCCAUUAGAUUGUAUUGCAUCGACAAUAUUGUAUUGUUCAUUAUUGUAGAAAGAUGUUAACUCUAAAUAAUUACAAUAUAUUAAUAUCAGCAAAAAAUUGCAAAAGCGCGCGCACGCACGCGUAUGUGUGUGUGUGUGUGUGUGUGUGUUGACGGGAAGCAGAAGUUCUCAUUUAAAAAUAGAGGGUUUUAUCCACAACUUUGUCCAGUUUACCAAGUUUAACUAAAAAAGUCUAACUAAAAGUCUAACUAAAAAAAUAUACAUAUCAGUUGUAACAAAAUUUUCAGAUCUACUCGAUACAUCUAAUGGAUUUUGUAACUUAAAAACAUAUUAUAUAUGUGUAAGAAUAAUGAUAAAUAUCGUACACCCGAAUCAUUGACAACAAUACAAAUCAUACGCAUUUCUACCAUGUUGAUAAAUUCACAGUAAAUAAUUACUUGGAGCUAAUUGUUAUUAAAGUUCGAAGUGGAAAAAUCCUAAAUAAUUAUUUCUGCAAUGUUACUGGAAUAACAAAUAUUGAAUAAAAUCAAAUAAACGCUGCACUUGGUAAUUACGUUAGCAUUUCGCUGCUGUUUAAAAAAUGACACUGGUUGUGGCUAGACGUUACUCGAUAAUUCUCUCUUCAUUAAG